AUAAAAAUGAACAUCAGAAGAAUAGCUGGCAUCAGAGAGGAGGCUAUGAGCACACUUCCCAAGUUGGAACACUCUUCAUUCCUCCCAAAGAUUCAAAAUCACAGAAAUGCAUUUGGAUGGAGAAAACAAAGUCACGAGAAGGUUGAGACUUUCAACUCUAUAUUUCGUAGAAGAAAUUUGGAAUCGAGAGAUAGCCAAUGUAAAAAUGAAAAGGGACCGAAUAUGAUUGGAAAGUUGCUACCGCAGUUAAAUCUAACAGAAUUCAAAGAAAUGAAUACACUAGUUAGCCCUAUAUUUAUCUCCUCAAGGAGGGAUAUAGCGAAGCGAGAGGAAGCCAACCUCUCACCUAUAGAAUUAUUUCAACCUCCUAAGUCUACUAUUCAAGAUUUUAAGCAAUCUCUUAUGUUUGACAGGAAGGCUAUGAAGAAAUAAAUUGCUAAUCAAGAAGAUAAGGAAGAACAUAAUCAAGCGCAAGGAAAGUAACUAACCAGCCAGAAUUAAAACCUGAGGACAUGCUCCAGCAUUUCAUGACUAUCUCUAUUAAGGGUAGAGAAGAGCUCAGGAACUCAAAUCUGAAUAGUAAAGAAGAAAAUAGGUCACGCUCUUUUUUGAAGAAGAGCCAUAUGUCUACUCUUGUCAGUAAACCCAGGGUUGUAGCAGGUAAUUCGACUAAGAGACAAGUUAAAGGGCGACAACAAAACCAUGAGAAGACUAAAAUUAGAACCAGAAGAACUGAUAAGAACAAUGAUCUCCUCUGUGUUUGAGAUGCCGAUCAGGACCAUAUCAAUAAAGAAAUUAGGUCUGAUAAAAGUUUGCUUCGUGAACAGAAACAUAUCACCUCAAGGCAGUCUCGUAAUCAUGAUCUGUCAUUUGAUUCCUAUAAUUUUGGGAAUAUGAAGGCUUGAACAAAAUUAUAAAAGGUAUAGUA
This is a messenger RNA of Moneuplotes crassus, 928 nucleotides long. Lineage: Eukaryota; Ciliophora; Spirotrichea; Euplotida; Euplotidae. The record is from the annotation of a GenBank genome assembly.